AUGUCGACGGCACUGGUAGAGGAUGCGCAGCCACCGACGUUGCAGAAUAUCCUAGACCAAAAGUCACUCAAGUGGAUUUUUUGCGGUGGUAAGGGUGGUGUCGGUAAGACGACCACGUCGUGCUCCCUGGCGAUUCAGCUCGCCAAAGUGCGUGAGAGCGUGUUGCUGAUUUCGACGGAUCCUGCGCACAACUUGUCGGACGCUUUUGGACAGAAAUUUGGACGCGAAGCUGUCAAGGUGAAUGGUUUUGACAACCUCAGCGCGAUGGAGAUCGAUCCUACAAGUAGCAUGCAGGAGAUGAUUGAACAGUCCGAGCAACAGGGCGGUGCUCUCGCCCCUUUUAUGCAGGACCUCGCCUUUGCUAUUCCCGGUGUAGAUGAAGCCAUGGGUUUUGCGGAAAUCAUGAAGUUGGUCAAGUCGAUGGAAUACAGCGUCGUCGUGUUUGACACGGCGCCUACCGGACACACGCUCCGUUUCCUGAGCUUCCCCAGUGUGCUGGAAAAGGCCUUGACUAAGUUUAGCUCGUUCGGCAAAAGCCUCGGCCCUAUGUUCCAGCAGGUCCAGAAUAUGAUGGGUGGUGGCGCUGGUGCCCAAGAAGACAUGUUUGGCAAACUCGAGAGUAUGCGGCAGAUCAUCACAGAGGUAAACUCACAGUUCAAGGAUGAGACGAAGACGACGUUUGUGUGUGUGUGCAUUGCCGAAUUUUUGUCUCUCUAUGAGACGGAGCGCCUUAUUCAGGAGCUCACGCAGUAUGGUAUCGAUACACAUGCCAUCGUAUGCAACCAGCUACUGUAUCCACCACCAGGGUCACAGUGUGAGCAUUGCCGCGUACGAAAGGCCAUGCAAGACAAGUAUGUGCACGAAAUGAUGGAUUUGUAUGCGGAGGACUUCAAUGUGGUCAAGAUUCCGUUGCUCACGGAAGAGGUGCGGGGCUCAAAGAAGCUGUCUGCUCUCUCGGAAUACCUUAUCCACCCGUACCAGCCCCCCAAGUAG
Molecule: messenger RNA, 993 nt
Organism: Malassezia restricta
Lineage: Eukaryota; Fungi; Basidiomycota; Malasseziomycetes; Malasseziales; Malasseziaceae
Product: arsenite/tail-anchored protein-transporting ATPase
Exons: 1
Coding region: 1-993 (330 amino acids)
Biological process (GO): post-translational protein targeting to endoplasmic reticulum membrane
Cellular component (GO): GET complex
Molecular function (GO): ATP binding; ATP hydrolysis activity
Source: RefSeq, a predicted model, not a curated record